Messenger RNA from Xyrauchen texanus (razorback sucker), 2024 nucleotides. It is a transcript of the gene tnfrsf9b, whose product is annotated as tumor necrosis factor receptor superfamily, member 9b. Gene Ontology annotation, molecular function: cytokine binding; signaling receptor activity. Gene Ontology annotation, cellular component: external side of plasma membrane. Lineage: Eukaryota; Metazoa; Chordata; Actinopteri; Cypriniformes; Catostomidae. Bases 109 to 978 code for a protein of 289 amino acids. The transcript is spliced from 7 exons. The record is from RefSeq and is a predicted model, not a curated record. Gene Ontology annotation, biological process: regulation of cell population proliferation.
UCCAGACGGCCCUCGCAAACAUAAGGCUUUUCUUUAGAAGCAGCUCUGCUAGAGAAGAUCUUCAUUCUCGGCAUCUGUCAGACAAGUGUGCGAAGUGUGUAGUGCAGAAUGAGGCUGGUGCAUGGUUUGGUCCUGCUUUUGGCUGUCCCAGUUCUGGCUGCAGGACACGGUGUGGUAUCUGGAUGCCAGGACUGGAGUACGGUGAAGGAUUCCAAAAAUGUGUGCUGUAACAGGUGUAAACCAGGAAAUCGGCUUGUCACCGCCUGUGGUACAGAACCAAACGCUUUGUGUACUCCAUGUGGAAAUGACACCUAUAUUUCAGGCUCAGACCAGAAGAUCUGUCUCAGAUGCACUCAGUGUAUAGGUACACUGCAUGUCAAGGAGAAAUGUACUGCCAGCAGCGACACAGUUUGCGAGUGUUCUCAAGGAUUUCGCUGUGGAGAUAGCAAGUGCUCCUUCUGUGAAAAAGAGUGUAAGAAGGGACAUCAACCUACUAGAAACAGAACGUGUGAGCUAUGUCCUCCAGGCACAUACAAUGACCAAAUCCAUCACCACUGCAUCAACUGGACCAGAUGUUCGCAGCCUGGCCAGCAAAUAAUUGUUCCUGGAAAAGCGGAGUCUGAUGUAAUCUGUGGCCCUAAAAAGGAAACAAACCAAACCACGUUACCACAUGAUAACAAACCAACAAUGUCACCACUAAGCAACACAGAAAACAAUGCCACAUGGAUUCUCAUCAGUUUCGGGCUCCUCUGUAUAGCAAUACCUGUGCUUACAAUCCUUUACCUGGAAUUGAGAAGAGGAAAGGCAACCCACAAACCCCCUGGAACAAAAGAACCACUAAAUGCAGGGCCAAAUCAGAGGUCUCUUCCUGAAGAGUGCAGCUUCUGUUUUCCACAGCAGGAACAUGGCGGCAGCAGCAGUCAGAGCUCGAUGGCGUCACUGGUCUCAGAAGACAAGAUCUUGCCUUUAGAAGCAUGAAAAUGUUUUACUCUGUGUGUGUUUGUAGCAAGAUGACCAUUAUUUAACAUUCACCUGUUGAAUGAUCUGUGCAUAUGUGCUGUAGAAUUAGUUUUAUUUGUACAAUGUAAUUUAUUUGGUGAAUCCUACUUCACAAGCUAUACUACUGAAUUCACAGGCUUUAUGUUUAUAAAACUUUUGUUGACUUUGAAGAACAAUGUACCUUUUAUUGUUUUUUUUUAUCCUAUGUGCUACUUUUUUGAAAGAAAUCAUUUUGAACUUAGAAUUGUUUGCUUAAAAAAAUUAAAUAUUUUCUAGAGUAUGUGCUUGGCUAAAUCUUGAAGAUGUUUAAUACUUGGGUCUUACUGAAGCUUACCAUGAUUUCAGCAAGUAGAACGCGUACCUUUAUACACAUUCCAACGAUGAUCAGAUUUUAGGGAUGGGCUGAGGGAACACACUCUCACAGAGUUGGCUAAAUCAUUUCAAAUGGAACGAGUUGGGUCGUACAACUUUUACUUCUGGCUAACCAGCAUGAAUAUAAUGUAAAUAUUAUUUAUGUAUAGUGCAAGUCAUGGUUUAAAAUGAUUAAACUAAGUAUUAAGGGUCAGUGUUUAAACAAAGAUUUUUUAUGAACUGUAAGAUUAAUGAAUAAUGUCUUUGAAGUUCAUCCUAGAUUAACUGCAGAAAUUCACAUAGAUGCAAUUGUCCUUUGUAAGUUAGCUGAUGAAGGCAUUUGUUGGCAAUUCAUCGAUAGUCAUUGUAUUCCAUUAUAAGAGUGUAGUCUAUCAUUAGACCAACAUGAUGCAGGCUGAGAUCAGUGACAUGAAUGUAGAGAUAGAGGUGAUGUCACGGAGUGACUGUGGGAGUAAAUUUCAUAGCAUGGGUGCCAUAACAGCAAAAGAGUCAGAGGAGUUGAGAGUGUGGACUAAGCAACUCCGAAAGGUGUGUGUGUGUGUGUGUGGGGUUGGGGUAACCCUUUUCAAACAAAAGACUAGGAACAAGCCCUAUUUGGCAAAAUCAAAAUGAUCCUUGUUGAAAAAACAAAAAACAAACAAUAAAAAACUCUU